This is a messenger RNA of Haplochromis burtoni (Burton's mouthbrooder), 3307 nucleotides long. Its product is annotated as RNA-directed DNA polymerase from mobile element jockey. The record is from RefSeq and is a predicted model, not a curated record. Lineage: Eukaryota; Metazoa; Chordata; Actinopteri; Cichliformes; Cichlidae. The transcript has a single exon. Gene Ontology annotation, molecular function: catalytic activity. Bases 216 to 3209 code for a protein of 997 amino acids.
GAGCCUCGUUUUUGUGUUUUAUCAUUUUAUACUGUGCCAGUGUUUCAGUGAGAAACAGGUCUGUUGGAAUAUCUGCAGAAUGGUUUUUGACAUUCUCUUGUUAAAAUUUGUGGAAAUUGAGCUCCCAGUGCCAUUCAAAUGUGUUGUUUUAUACAUCACUGAGUUUGAAGUGGGAGGUGUGGUGUAUUCAUAAUUGUCUCUGGUACAUUUGUUGUAUGGGCAGUAUGUGUUCGUUGUUUGAUUGUGUAAUUACGCGUUACGCACUGGCAAUGCAUGCCGGGAGAUGGUACGGCGUUGUACUCCUUGUGUCUUUAUCUUUGGCACUUUGUUCUCUAGGUGAUUGUACGCUAAUAACCUAUGAUAGAAACACGCUCCUGAAUCUUCGUUUCUCCUGUUCUCAACGACUGAACUGUUUUGGGACCGCGGGUGAUGCCAUUCCCCUGAUGCCCGUCUCUCCCACUCAUCUGACCGACUUACCUCUUCCCAUGCCCCGCAGGAUACGUCCCAGGAGACGGGGUAGAAGGAGUGGUGUCCGUGUCCGCUUCAAGGCUUAUAUCAGAGCCAUGGCUACGGAUUACCCCUCUACUAGCUGUGAAUUUUCUCGUUUCGUCCACCAUCUUGGUAGCCGCUUUGUGGCUAAACUGCUCAACCACCGUUGGAUAUGUCCCGUUGGCCCUCAGUCCUAUCCUGCCUGCCCAGUGGGCUUCCACUCUGCUCGUUCUUGGAUAUCACUGCCUGGCCGUGGUGUUCAACAAAACAACCUCAGUACCCUCAAACGAGCUACUACUAAGGACAGGACUCCUCGGACUCGUAUGGCCUUAUUUAAUGUUAGGUCUCUUUCUAAUAAGGCCUUCCUCUUAAAUGAUUUUUUUCUCUCCUCGGGUCUGGAUGUUUUAUUUUUGACUGAGACAUGGACCUCUCCGGGUGAGUUCAUCCCCUUCUCUGAACUUCUCCCUUCUGACUGUGCCUUUUUUAGCUCAUCGAGGCUUACUGGUAGAGGUGGUGACUUAGCCUCGGUUUUUAGAAAUAAACUUGAGGCACGGCUGCUACCCUCCCCAACCUAUUCUAGCUUUGAAGCUCAGCUAUUGGAAUUGACUGGCCCUCGAACUACUCUGUGUGUCGUGGCUUAUCGUCCGCCUAAAUAUCAUAAGAUGUUCAUCUCUGAAUUUGCUGAUUUUUUGGGUUCUAUUCUUUUUAAAUAUGAUUCUGUAGUUAUUUCUGGUGACUUCAAUAUUCAUGUUUGUUGUAUGGAUGACCACCUGUCUAAAGAUUUUUCUGCACUGACUGACUCUUUUAAUCUUACUCAGUGGGUAAAUGAACCUACUCAUGUUAAGGGUCACACCCUUGAUCUGGUUUUUUCAUUUAAUGUGGAUAUAUGCAUUAAGGAAAUUAGUAAUACUGGACUUUCUGAUCAUUCCCCGGUCAUCUUUGACGUUGACCUGGGUAUCACUGACCCUUACUUGGAGGUUCCUCUCCAUCCUACUCGGACUAUUAACGCCGAUACUGUGGUCAACUUCUCUACAUCUUUUGUUAAUUCUUCAUUUAAUAUGUCGGACUGUUUUAUCCCACACACACUUGAGAAUUUUACCAAUACUUUUUUAACUACAUGUUCCUCGAUUCUUAACACUGUUGCACCUAUCAAACACAAACGCCCCAGAACCUACUCGCAAUGCUGGUUAAACGACUCUGUCCGUGUUCUACGGCGUUUGUGCAGGCGCGAUGAGAGGAGGUGGAGGAAUGACAGACUCCAGUCAUCAUAUGACAUUUUACGUAUUAGCCGCUCGAAGUUCCAAUCUGCUGCCAGAAUGGCUAAAGCAGCCUUCUUCGCUAAGAUUAUUACUUCUAAUGGUGACAAUCCUCGCAUCCUAUUUAAAAUUUUUAACUCAGUGGUGAAUCCUCGUCCCUCUAUGCCACUUUCGUGCUCCCCAGGUCUCUGUGAAAAAUUUUCAAACUACUUUCUAGAUAAAGUUUUAUCUCUUAGAUCUACGCUUCCUUUGGUGGCUGACAGUAUGUCUAAUCCUGACUGUUCUGCUGCCUUACAUCAAUUUGAAUUAAUCUCACUUCCCACUCUGAAGCGUAUAACUGAGAAAUUAAACAAUACUAAUUGUGUACAUGAUGUUCUUCCAUCUCGUAUAGUCAAGGAUUGUUUUAAUGUAAUUGGACCCUGUCUAUUGUCUAUAUUGAACCUGUCCUUGCUUUCUGGUUAUGUACCUUCAGUUCUUAAACAUGCUUUUAUUCAACCCGUUUUAAAGAAGAAUAACCUGGAUCAUAGUGAUUUUGCCAACUAUAGACCGAUUUCCAAGCUUCCUUUCUUGGCUAAAAUCCUUGAGAAGGUGGUUCUACUUCAACUGCAGACCUACCUGGACGAGAAUAAUAUAAAUGAUAAAUUCCAAUCAGCCUUUAAACAACAUCAUAGCACUGAAUCAGCGCUGCUUCGUGUUUUUAAUGAUCUUUUACUUAUGGCUGAUAAUGGUCGUCCUUCUGUUUUAGUUCUAUUGGAUCUUUCAUCUGCAUUUGAUAUGGUUGACCAUAACAUCCUAGUCGCAAGAUUAGAGCACUCUGUUGGCAUUAAGGGCACUGCCUUGGACUGGUUCAAAUCUUACCUCUCCAAUCGGCUCUCUUCGGUACAUCUGGCCUCAUCUUCCUCUCCCCCUGUACCUGUUUGCUGUGGUGUCCCCCAGGGUUCUGUGUUAGGCCCGACCCUUUUCUCACUGUAUAUGCUUCCUUUAAGCGCUAUCUUUGAGAAAUACCACAUUGCUUUUCACUAUUAUGCGGAUGACAUCCAGAUUUAUUUUGAGUUAAAUGAUGAUCUCGCUUUAUCUUUAAAUAACUUUCGUGAGUGCAUGAGUGAGGUCAAGAAAUGGCUGUUGGCAAAUACUCUUAUUCUCAAUGAAAAAAAGACUGAAAUCAUGAUUUUUGGCAGUAAUGCCCUUCGCGCCAAACUUCAAGAUGCCUUUGGCUUUCUUACUAGUUCUUUCUCUGAUACUGUCAGGAAUCUGGGUGUCUUGUUUGACAGCUCCUUUAAACUUGAUAAACAGGUGUCUGCUGUUGUCAGAUCUAGUUUUUAUCAGCUUCGUCUUAUCUUAUCUCGCCUCUGUCAGUGCGCCCCAGGGUGGCUGUGGCUACAAUGUAGCUUGCCAUCACCAGUGUGUGAAUGUGUGCGUGAAUGGGUUGAUGACUGGAUAUGUAAAGCGCUUUGGGGUCCUUAGGGACUAGUAAAGCGCUAUAUAAAUACAGGCCAUUUACCAUUUAUUUACCAUCUCCAGGGCCAGACACUAUAUCCCGUAUAAUGACUUAGAAAAGCUCA